CAGAGUUAAACUUUGGAGGGGGAGAAACAGCCACCGGCGCCCGGCGCCGGGCGACCCUCCCUUCCCCCCCUCCACCGCCGCCGGGAACGCCCCCUUCUCCGCGGCCCCCGACCGAACUUUUCUCCAACUUCUGAGACCCGUGAGAUACCCUCCUUAGUACCCCGGCCCUCAGGAUCCCUUUGCCCAUCCGUGGGCCCGUCUAUCCCCGACUCCGAGACUCCUGUCCUCCACCUUUGGGUCUGGUGAAUCCUCUCGGGCCACCUUCUUAAUUGAAUCCUUUUCUUAGAGCCUUUGAAUUCUGGGAUUCCCCCCGCCCCCCUCCCCGCGACAGCUCUCAAGCCUUUCUCUCCCCAAGGGGUCUCUGGAUCCUGGGCUCUCCUGAUCCCUGAGAUCCCGACCUACUAGAUUUUUCUUGAUUUCUUAGAAUCUUUCCAUCUCUGGGUCCCUCAAACCAUUAGAUUUCUCCUUUAUGAUUCCGGGCGUGUGACCCACUAGCUUACAUUUCUCUAAUUUCCCAGGGUCCCGCCAUCCUCGCGUGCCCGCAACUUGCUAGAUUUCUUUUCUCAUAGCCCCGGGAUCUCCGCACUCCCACCACCAGCUUACGAGCUCCCUCGGAUCCAGUGACCCGGGUUCCCCGGGCUCCUUGAGCCGGAUCCCGGGUGGGCACCGGGCGGCCGGUCCCGGGCCUCCCCCCUAUGGCCGCCUCCCCCUCCCAUCUCGUCGGGCUCCCAGGCUCUCCCGGGCCUGGGUCUCCUCCGACCCCUGGCGGCUUGGAGUUGCAGUCGCCGCCACCGCAGCUGGCCCAGAUCCCAGCUCCGAGCUCCGGGGUGUCCUUCCACAUCCAGAUCGGGCUGACCCGCGAGUUUGUGCUGCUGCCCACUGCCUCCGAGCUGGCCCAUGUGAAACAGCUGGCUUGCUCCAUCGUGGACCAGAAGUUCCCCGAGUGCGGCUUCUACGGCCUUUAUGACAAGAUCCUUCUCUUCAAACAUGACCCCACGUCGACCAACCUCCUGCAGCUGGUGCGCUCGGUCGGAGACAUCCAGGAGGGCGACCUGGUGGAGGUGGUGCUGUCGGCUUCGGCCACCUUCGAGGACUUCCAGAUCCGCCCCCACGCCCUCACCGUUCACUCCUACCGGGCGCCGAUGAUGUGCGCCCUGCAAAGGGAUGACACGCACAUCCGCUGCGGACUGAACUACCACAAGCGCUGCGCCUUCAGCAUCCCCAACAACUGCAGUGGGGCCCGCAAGCGCCGCCUGUCGUCCACGUCUCUGGCCAGUGGCCAUUCCGUGCGCCUCAGCACCUCUGAGUCCCUGCCCUGCAUGGCCGAUGAGCUGAGCCGCAGUACGACCGAGCUCCUGCCUCGCCGCCCCCCGUCCUCCUCCUCCUCCUCUUCUGCCUCCUCCUACACCGGGCGCCCGAUCGAGCUGGACAAGAUGCUGCUCUCCAAGGUCAAGGUGCCGCACACAUUCCUCAUCCACAGCUACACCCGGCCCACCGUCUGCCAGGCUUGCAAGAAGCUCCUCAAAGGCCUCUUUCGCCAGGGUCUGCAGUGCAAAGACUGCAAGUUCAACUGUCACAAACGCUGCGCCACCCGCGUCCCUAAUGACUGUUUGGGGGAGGCACUCAUCAACGGAGAUGUGCCAAUGGAGGAGGCCACCGAUUACAGCGAGGCUGACAAGAGCUCCCUCAUGGAUGAGCCCGAUGACUCGGGGGUCAUCCCGGGCUCCCACUCGGAAAAUGCCCUCCACGCCGGCGAGGAGGAGGAAGGCGAGGAAGGCAAGGCCCAGAGCUCCUUGGGGUACAUCCCCCUGAUGCGGGUGGUGCAGUCGGUGCGACACACGACACGGAAAUCGAGCACCACCCUGCGCGAGGGUUGGGUGGUUCAUUAUAGCAACAAGGACACGCUGAGGAAGCGGCACUAUUGGCGCCUGGACUGCAAGUGCAUCACGCUCUUCCAGAACAACACGACCAACAGAUACUACAAGGAAAUCCCGCUGUCAGAAAUCCUCACCGUGGAGCCUGCCCAGAACUUCAGCCUCGUGCCACCAGGCACCAACCCUCACUGCUUCGAGAUCGUCACUGCCAAUGUCACCUACUUUGUGGGCGAGACGCCUGGCGGGGCCCCAGGUGGGCCCAGCGGGCAGGGAGCCGAGGCCGCCCGGGGCUGGGAAACGGCCAUCCGCCAGGCCCUGAUGCCCGUCAUCCUCCAGGACGGGCCCAGCGCCCCGGGCCACACACCCCACAGACAAGCUUCUCUGAGCAUCUCCGUGUCUAACAGUCAGAUCCAAGAGAAUGUGGACAUCGCCACAGUCUACCAGAUCUUCCCUGAUGAGGUGCUGGGCUCGGGGCAGUUUGGAGUGGUCUAUGGAGGAAAGCACCGGAAGACAGGCCGGGAUGUGGCCGUAAAGGUCAUUGACAAGCUGCGCUUCCCCACCAAGCAAGAAAGCCAGCUCCGGAAUGAAGUGGCCAUCCUGCAGAGUCUGAGGCACCCCGGGAUCGUGAACCUGGACUGUAUGUUUGAGACGCCGGAGAAGGUGUUCGUGGUCAUGGAGAAGCUGCAUGGGGACAUGCUGGAGAUGAUCCUGUCCAGUGAGAAGGGCCGGCUGCCUGAGCGCCUCACCAAGUUCCUCAUCACCCAGAUCCUGGUGGCUUUGAGACACCUUCACUUCAAGAACAUCGUCCACUGUGACCUGAAACCGGAGAACGUGUUGCUGGCAUCUGCUGACCCAUUUCCUCAGGUGAAGCUGUGCGACUUCGGCUUCGCGCGCAUCAUCGGCGAGAAGUCGUUCCGGCGCUCAGUGGUGGGCACUCCUGCCUACCUGGCGCCCGAGGUGCUGCUCAACCAGGGCUACAACCGCUCCCUGGACAUGUGGUCAGUGGGCGUGAUCAUGUACGUCAGCCUUAGCGGCACGUUCCCCUUCAACGAGGAUGAGGACAUCAAGGACCAGAUCCAGAACGCUGCCUUCAUGUACCCAGCCUGCCCCUGGAGCUGCAUCUCCUCUGGAGCCAUUGACCUCAUCAACAACCUGCUGCAGGUGAAGAUGCGCAAGCGCUACAGCGUGGACAAAUCUCUCAGUCACCCCUGGUUACAGGAGUACCAGACGUGGCUGGACCUCCGAGAGCUGGAAGGGAAGAUGGGCGAGCGGUACAUCACGCACGAGAGUGACGACGCGCGCUGGGAGCAGUUCGUGGCAGAGCACCCGCUGCCCGGGCCCGGCCUGCCCGCCUAUGGGGACUUUGGCGGGGCCCUCCCACCGCAGGACCACGAGAUGCAGGGGCUGGCCGAGCGCAUCAGCGUCCUCUGAGGCCCCGUUCUUCCGCCCUGGCUGCCCCACAAUUUUGUCUUCCGGUCCCCAGAGAGCCGCCCUCCCGCACCAUCUCAUGGAACUGGUCCAUCUAAGGAGAAGCGGCUUCCUUCCCAAACCGGAUGACACCAGCCCCGGGAGAGGAGCCCGGCGGCUGUCCGCGGAGGGGGGCAGUUAUUUCCAACGUGAAUUCCCAAGCAAUUAAAACUAACUCAUCUCUGUCCUGAUGGCCUGGGUCUCUGGCCACACUGCA
Suricata suricatta (meerkat) is the source of this 3558-nucleotide messenger RNA. RefSeq names its product protein kinase D2 (gene PRKD2). Gene Ontology annotation, molecular function: protein serine/threonine kinase activity; ATP binding. The record is from RefSeq and is a predicted model, not a curated record. Gene Ontology annotation, biological process: protein phosphorylation. Lineage: Eukaryota; Metazoa; Chordata; Mammalia; Carnivora; Herpestidae. The transcript is spliced from 19 exons. Bases 696 to 3305 code for a protein of 869 amino acids.